GUGGGCCGCCUGGGCCUCGUGGACUACGACGUCGUGGAAAUGAGCAACCUGGCCCGCCAAGUGCUGCAUGGCGAGACGCUCGCCGGCCAGGCCAAGGCCUUCUCGGCCGCCGCCGCGCUGCGCGGCCUCAACUCGGCGGUGGAGUGCGUGCCCUACGCCCAGGCGCUCACGCCCACCACGGCGCUGGACCUGGUCCGCCGCUACGACGUGGUGGCCGACUGCUCGGACAACGUGCCCACGCGCUACCUGGUCAACGACGCGUGUGUGCUGGCGGGCCGGCCCCUCGUGUCGGCCAGCGCGCUGCGCUUCGAGGGCCAGGUCACAGUCUACCACUAUGACGGUGGGCCGUGCUAUCGCUGCGUGUUCCCCCGGCCGCCCCCAGCGGAGACCGUAACCAACUGUGCGGAUGGCGGGGUGCUGGGGGUGGUGACCGGGGUCCUGGGUUGCCUGCAGGCGCUGGAAGUAUUGAAGAUCGCUGCAGGCCUGGGCCCCUCCUACAGUGGCAGCUUGCUGCUCUUCGAUGCCCUGAGGGGCCAUUUCCGCUCUAUUCGGCUGCGCAACCGCAGGCCUGACUGUGCCGCUUGCGGGGAACAGCCCACGGUGACUGACCUGCAGGACUACGAGGCCUUCUGCGGCUCCUCGGCCACCGAUAAGUGCCGCCCCCUGCAGUUACUGCGUCCAGAGGAGCGAGUGUCCGUCACUGACUAUAAGCGACUCCUGGAUUCUGGGUCUCCCCACGUGCUGCUGGACGUCAGACCUCAAGUGGAAGUGGACAUCUGUCAUUUGCCUCAUGCCUUGCACAUCCCUUUGAAACAUUUGGAACGGAGGGAUGCGGAGAGCCUGAAAGUCUUAGGAGAAACACUCCGGGAAGGAAAGCAGGGCUUGCAGGAAGGGGCAGCGCUCCCCAUUUAUGUGAUUUGCAAACUGGGCAAUGACUCCCAGAAAGCCGUGAAGGUCCUGCAGUCCUUGGCAGCAGCCCAAGAGUUAGACUGCCUCACAGUUCAGGACGUUGUGGGGGGCCUCAUGGCCUGGGCUGUCAAAGUGGAUGGGUCAUUUCCACAGUACUGAGGUGACAUAUGCCCUGAGAGUGAUGUGGAUUGAAUGCGCGUUACCCUAAAGAUAACAUUGUUUUCCUUCCCGGCUGUAAUGUGCCCGAGUGCCCGGGAGUCUGCAGUACCUGUGAGCCGCAGACUCUUGGACGCUUGGACUUCUGCGUGGUCAUUUAUUGUAUGGCUUAGUUAUUAACCACCCAUUGGCCGUUAGUUAAUGCACUGUUUCUGAGCCUUUCGGCUGUUGGAAGGUGUCUUGAAAAGUGGAUGCAGUUUGUAAGUGGCAGGAUUUUGUGUUUUGAACUGCAGACGAUUUGCCUGUCCUGCCCCCCUCUCCCCUCUCCCCCAACCACAAACUAUAUUCUCGGCCUGAAAAGGUGUAAUAAACUUAGUGUUACUGGGUCAGUCACAGAUGAGACACUGAAGGUUAGUUAUUGUUUACCAGGAUAUUUUGGGGGUCCUAUUUCUAGUACAAGUGGUAGAAUGUGUCCUUCUGAAAUCAGUGUUUAAAAUUAAGUUGUUUAGUUAUCUGAAAAGUAGUCAUUCUACUAAAUAUUUUGGAUUAUGUCCAAGAGAGAUAUUUAGUUUAGCAAAGGAAACCACCUUUAGUCUGUCCUUUCUCUUAAAAAUUGUUGGUUUUUCAGUGUUUCCACACAUGUAACAUCGUCUAAAUUGUAUACUGUUUCAACUUUGAAACUUCCAAAUCUAAGCCCCAAUCUUCCUCCUCCUCUUUGAUGAAAACCACCCUGUGUCUGGAUAAUUGCACAAUGGAAGGAGCUGGUACUUUGGAGAGAACAGACGGGUCCUGCACUUGGCUUGCUGACUAGUGGGGUCCCCUCUCAUUCAGUGCUGAGUGUGGGGCUGCAGCCAAAAGCAGCUCUAGGAUUUUGUUGACAUCUGUAUUUUGUGUUUUUCAUUUGUAUCGUAUGUGUAGGUGAAUCAGCUUAGGUGGUUAAAGCUCCAAAGAAACUUUUUUAAAAAGAUUUAUUUAUUUAUGCAUAUAGAACUGGGGUACAGGCCAGAGGUG
This is a messenger RNA of Condylura cristata (star-nosed mole), 2076 nucleotides long. RefSeq names its product molybdenum cofactor synthesis 3 (gene MOCS3). Gene Ontology annotation, molecular function: thiosulfate-cyanide sulfurtransferase activity; URM1 activating enzyme activity; nucleotidyltransferase activity. NCBI's taxonomy places the organism in Eukaryota, Metazoa, Chordata, Mammalia, Eulipotyphla, Talpidae. The annotation marks the transcript as partial. Gene Ontology annotation, biological process: tRNA wobble position uridine thiolation; protein urmylation. The record is from RefSeq and is a predicted model, not a curated record. Gene Ontology annotation, cellular component: cytoplasm. The transcript has a single exon.